Messenger RNA from Trametes versicolor FP-101664 SS1, 453 nucleotides. RefSeq lists its product as uncharacterized. The transcript is spliced from 2 exons. The record is from RefSeq and is a predicted model, not a curated record. Bases 1 to 453 code for a protein of 150 amino acids. Lineage: Eukaryota; Fungi; Basidiomycota; Agaricomycetes; Polyporales; Polyporaceae.
AUGGCGCUCUGCCCGAAUAGCGUCACGAUUGACGACUUCAACGAUAAUAUUGUGUAUUCGGGCCCAUGGCAAGCGUUUACGAACCAAACAUACGGCUUCAACGGGACACGACACGUCGCGAAUACCCCCGGCCUCAGUGCCAAUUUCAAGUUCAACGGCUCAUGCCUCUUUGUGAAUGGCAUCGUAGGCACGAACAACACCUUCCCGAUGCCGCCCACGACUUUCAUUCUCGACGGACACUUCACGCAGAUGAAUCUCAGCGUCACCGACGGGGAGACGUUCCCGGGGACUCGCUUCGCCCAAUCCGUGCUCUACAUCGCGUUGAGCAUGAGCGAGGGCGAGCAUGAGCUCAUAAUCACGGACAUUGGUGGCAACUCUUCCAAUCCGCUGCAGAUCGAUGGCUUCAUUAUCACCCCGCUGCAGCAAACAAACACGAGCUCUUCCGGUGCGUGA